Papilio machaon (common yellow swallowtail) is the source of this 2903-nucleotide messenger RNA. RefSeq names its product GATOR complex protein WDR24 (gene Wdr24). The record is from RefSeq and is a predicted model, not a curated record. Gene Ontology annotation, biological process: positive regulation of TOR signaling. Gene Ontology annotation, molecular function: protein binding. Lineage: Eukaryota; Metazoa; Arthropoda; Insecta; Lepidoptera; Papilionidae.
CAAAAAUGAUAACAAAAGAUUGACAGCAAUAAUAAUACGCCGAACUUAUAGGAAUACAGUAUACAUACUUUUAAGAAAUAUUGGCUUUGUGUUCGAGAAUAAAUAUGUCUAUUGAUAAAGAUCCUAUCUGUUAAAACAGCUGCCCAAUUUCAAUUUGAUCUGUAACUUAGGAAGUGUUAUAGGUUAACUCUAACAUGGGAUCAGUUCAUAUGUAAUAGUGUAUUUGUAAAUAGUGUAGAGGGCUAAAGAAUAUUAGUUUUAGACAAUGAUACCUUCCAAUACAAUAUGCGUUUCGCAGGAAGGUCCUGCAAAUGCUUUGGCUUUAAACAAAGAUUGUACACAAGUUGUUAUAGCUGGCAGAAAUGUGUUUAAAGUGUUUUCAAUUGGAGAAGAUGAGUUUUCAGAAGUGUGCAACCUGAGGGUGGGAAAAAACUUAAAUUUGAAUUUUUCUUCCAUUGAUGUGGCUUGGAGUACAAUAGAAGAGAAUACUCUAGCCACAGCAGCUACCAAUGGGGCAGUGGUGGUUUGGAACCUCGGAAGAUCGGGACGCUCCAAACAGGAACAUGUCUUCUCUGACCACAAAAGAACUGUUAAUAAGGUUAGUUUUCACUUGACGGAACCAUCACUUCUGAUCUCCGGCUCUCAGGAUGGCAUGAUGAAAUGUUUUGAUCUUCGUAUGAAGGAGGUAGCUCGUACAUUUAUCAGCAACACAGAGUCGAUCCGCGACGUUCAGUUCAGCCCGCACCAGGCGCACACGUUCGCCGCUGUGUCGGAGAACGGCACGGUGCAGGUGUGGGACUCCCGGCGCAGCGAGCGCUGCCUGCAGCAGUUCACCGCGCACUCGGGGCCGGUCUUCGCCUGCGACUGGCACCCCGAUGUGCCCUGGCUCGCCACCGCCUCGCGCGACAAGACCAUCAAGGUGUGGGACAUGCACGGAAAGCCUAACUUAGAAUACACCAUAUACACGAUAGCAUCCGUCGGGCACGUCAAAUGGCGGCCACAAAAGAAGUACCAGGUGGCGUCGUGCGCGCUGGUGCUGGACUGCGCCGUCCACGUGUGGGACGUGCGCCGUCCCCACGUACCGCUCGCCACCUUCGCCGAGCACCGCGACGUCACCACCGCCAUCGCCUGGCUCUCCCCCGCCGCCUUCCUCUCCACCAGCAGGGACUGCAGCCUGUACCGGCAUCGCUUCCUGGAGGCGGCGCACCCCGUGCUGUGGGCCAACCCGCAGAGCGUGUGCAUCUCCGCGCGCGGCGAGGUGGUGCACGCCGUGCCCGAGUGCCCGCUGCCCGCCCUCGCCGCACCCCCCGCCGCAACACCCGCACCCCCCGCCGACAGACACGUGCCCGGACUGGGACGUAAGCAGCCGACUGCGGGCUCGCUGUCGGCCUCGGCGCAGGCGGCGCUGGAGCGCGCGUUCCCCGGCGGUGCGGCCUCAGUGGUGGCGCGACACUGGCCCGCCCCCGCCCCCGCCCCCGCCCCCGCAGACGCACUGCUGCACUGCGCGCGUCGCUACCGCAUGCGCGGCGAGCCCCCGCACAUGCUCGCCAAACACAACGCCGCGGUCGCGCGAGAGGCGCAGCGACAUUGUGUGGAGCACGUGUGGGAGGUGGUGCGCGCGGUGUGCGGGGCCCGCGCCACCGCCCGCCGAGCGCCCGCGCCGCCCCCGCCCCGCGCGCCUCCGCCCCGCGACGACCCGCCCCCCGCCACGCCCGCCUACAGCACAGUGGAAGAGGAGCCGAUGGGCGAGGUGGAGGAGGAGUGGGAGGAGAACCAGUUCCACAACAGCGGCGUGCUGGGUCUGCCCACGCAGAGCAUCUACAUCCCGCCCGCCAAGUUCGCCAAGCAAAUGCGAGACGACGAGGCGGGUUGCGGCUGGGUGUCUGCGGCCUCCGCGCACUACGUGGACGUGGAGGCGCUGGACUGGACCCUGCCCGAGGAGGCGUUCCCUCUGCGCAGCGCCCCGCCCGCCCCGCUCGCCCUGCACGCCCUCCCGCACCACGCCCACCUGCCACACCUCGCACACCUCCACCACCACCACCACCACUACGACGACAUCGAGCACGACGGUGUGUUAGGGGGCGCGGGGUGCGGCAGCUCCUCCCCGGGCGGGUCCAGUUCGGGCGCGUCCGGCGGCUCGGGCUCGCACGACGCCGCGCACCGCACAUACAGCCAUCAAAACUCCAUCAGUACGAUGGAGGAGGUGGAGGGUGGCGAGGGCGGGGAGGGGGGCGAGGCGGGCGCGCUGUCGGUGCGCGUGGGCGAGGAGCGCAGCGCGCGGCCGGACGUGGCGCCGCUGCUGGCGCAGGCGCUGCAGCUGCACGCGGCGCUGGGCGACGUGCAGACCGCCGCCGUCGUCUGCAUCGUGCUGCACGAGCACAGGAGCGACCUCUUCUCAUACAUCGAGGAGAGUCUGCAGGAGCAGUGGCUGCUCGGGUACAUCGAGCUGCUGCAGCGGCACAAGCUGUGGAACGUCGCCACUGAAGUGGUGCGGUGCGCGUGGCUGAGCAGCGUGUGGUCGCUGUCGCAGCAGUCGAGCAGCGUGGCGGCGUGCUGCGGGCGCUGCGGCCGGCGCACGCGCACGCGGGCCCCGUGCGAGCUGCGCCCCGCGCCGCCCCGACCUCUGCGCAGUCUGCCACCAGGUGGUGUGCGGACUGUACGCGUGGUGCCAGGGCUGCUCGCACGGCGGACACCUGCUGCACAUGCGCAGCUGGAUGCAGCAGCACCGCAUCUGCCCCGCCGGCUGCGGACACUACUGCCAGCUCGCCUGACUCUCUAACUAAGCACUGUCUUAGUGUAACAUUCUCACCUUUGCUGUCACACUCGAGAGAUAUUUUCAAAGUAAACGACGCAGACGUCUUAAGUUACCAACUAGCGAGUGCUGCGGUAGAUAUUUCGAAACA